AUGCUAUUUUUUCUACUUUCAAUAUUAGCGUUAAGUGGGAGUACUCAAUCAGCUCCUGGUUGCCCAUUUGCUUCACCACCUCCAAGUCCGUGUGAGCAGCCACCUUCGCCUGAGCCAUGUCCGCCGCCUGUAACGUGUCCUCCGCCACCGCCACCGUGUGAUUGUCCGCGACUUCCUCGACCUGAACCACUUCCUCCACCUGGACCACGUCCACCACCAUGUGACUGUCCACCGCCACUACCACCACCUCCACCACCUCCACCGUGUAUUUGUCCACCACCACCUCCCCCACCUCCACCACCUCCACCACCUCCACCAUGUAUUUGUCCACCACCACCUCCACCACCUCCAUGUAUGUGCCCACCACCUCCGCCACCCCCACCUCCACCGCCACCACCCCCACCUCCACCACCUCCUCCACCACCACCUCCUCCACCACCGCCGCCAUCAGAAAAUACUUGCUGUGCUACAUGCAAAGUUCACUGUACUUCUGGAAGCCGUCGAAGACGUGAUGUUUCCAAGAAUGAUUUACUUCUUUUCUUGGUUAAAGAUGUUGCCGAAGAUCCGGUCUGCAACAAUCUGGAAUUGAAGCAUAUAAUGGAAGAGAAUAUGACCGAAGAUGCAUUGACGUCUCAACGAAAAAUUAAAAAAGCAGUUGAAGAUCAACUUCACGGCAUAUUUUCUGUAAUGUGUGCUACCGGCGAGUUUUCGUAUUCCGCAUACACAGAAAGUUUUUGCCAAGUUCGUAGGAACAACCUUACAUGUUACGCUUUUAAAGCAAUUUUUAACAAUUAG
Molecule: messenger RNA, 795 nt
Organism: Enterobius vermicularis (human pinworm)
Lineage: Eukaryota; Metazoa; Nematoda; Chromadorea; Rhabditida; Oxyuridae
Source: the annotation of a GenBank genome assembly